AUGACCCAACAAAGUAGUCUAAAGAUGUACAGAAGGGGAGAUUUUGACCUGUUUUUGAAGGGGCUAAUAUGCAUUGCAGUUUUUCCUCUAUUAGCCACAGUUUGCAUGGGAGGUAAGUUCAACGAAUCCGAAUCUUUCCUUAGCUUCAUUAGAUCUGUUGAUCCCCAAAACAAACUGGAAACUCAAUGGAAUGAGUUGUCACAAAAUCCCUGCUUGCUUAAGUCUAAAGGUGUAAAGUGCAAUCUGCAGGGUACCUCCAUAUUAGAAAUAAGGCUUGAUAAUUUGAAUCUUAGUGGGGUAAUAGAUGCACAUGACCUUUGCAUGCUCCAAAACCUUGAAGUUCUCAGCUUAGCAAGAAAUCUUAUACAUGGAACUAUACCUAGCUCGAUAUCACACUGCACAAGGCUGAGGUAUCUAAAUCUGAGUAGCAAUUCUCUAACUGGGAGAGUUCCUGGCACUCUAACUAAGUUGAAAUAUCUCAGGAGUUUGGACAUCUCUAACAAUCAUUUUACUCCCAUCGGCCCACAUGUGAAACAGGAAUUUAAGCAUGUUUAUAAGUAUUCCAAGGAACCAGUCGCAUUGCAAAGAGAUAGUCAUUUAAAAACAACAGGACAUGAUGAACGGGCUUCAGCUCCUCCAAAGGACUCUAGUGAUAAAAAGUCAAACAAUCUAUUGUUGGCUAUCUUGCCCUUAGUUCUUGGCAGUGGGUUGUUCUUCCUGUUAUUAUACUAUUUGAGCAAGAGGGCUGAUAAAAUAAAUAGAGAGAAGGAGAUUCUGAAUGCUCUCAAAGAAUCUCCUCUCAAAUUUCCUCCAGUCGGUGCUACAGAGGAAGCGAAGCCUGAGGAUAGGCACCAAGAGCUUGUGUUCUUUGUUGAAGAUCAUGAAAGCUUUAAACUAGAUGAUCUCCUAGAAGCCUCAGCAGACUUACGAAGCCAGGGCCUUUGCAGCAGUCUUUACAAGGUAAUACUUAAGAACAAUGCCACUUAUGCUGUCAAAAGAUUGAAGAAAUUGCAGGUGUCCUUCGAAGAGUUUGCCCAGACAAUGAGGCAGAUAGGUAACUUGAAGCAUCGAAAUAUUCUACCGCUUGUUGGCUACAAUUGUUCUAAUGAAGAAAAGCUUCUGUUCUACAAGUAUCAGAGCAAUGGGAGCCUCCUAAACCUGCUGAAAGACUACAUUGAGAAGAAAAAAGAUUUUCCAUGGAGACUUAGGCUGACCAUAGCAAGUGGCAUUGCGAGGGGUUUGGCGUUCAUAUAUCAGAGUUCGAACGAGCAGGAGAUCAUUCCUCAUGGAAAUCUAAAGCUCUCAAAUAUACUGUUGGGUGAAAACAUGGAACCAUUAAUAAGUGAAUAUGGGAUUUCAAGACUUUUAAAUCCCCAAGAGCAAUGCCUCUUCUCCUCCAAUGGUUAUACUGCACCCGAGAAAAGUUUAUCAGAACAAGGCGAUGUUUAUAGCUUUGGAGUUAUCCUACUGGAGUUACUUACUGGCAAAACUGUGGAAAAAACUGGUGUAGACCUUCCCAAGUGGGUCAGAUCGAUGGUGAGGGAAGAAUGGACUGGAGAGGUCUUUGACAAGGAGGUCAGUAAAUCUGCUUUGCAGUGGGCAUUUCCUUUGCUGAAUAUUGCUCUUAAGUGUGUCUCUCAUUCCCCACAAGAUAGACCAGCUGCAUCAGAGGUCUUGGAGAAGAUAGAUGAGGCUUUGUUUGCACACGGAGAUCUUUCGGUUUCUUCUACGUCUUCUUUUGAAUCCGGCCAUCCAGAUUGCUGUAUACUUCACAGUGUCAUACCUGAGACUUGGGACACUCCAGGAUCAAAUUAUUAGUGGACAUUUCGAUAUGUUUUAUAUUCCAUUUUCAC
Theobroma umbraticum is the source of this 1853-nucleotide messenger RNA. Its product is annotated as putative inactive receptor kinase At4g23740. Gene Ontology annotation, biological process: protein phosphorylation. Lineage: Eukaryota; Viridiplantae; Streptophyta; Magnoliopsida; Malvales; Malvaceae. The record is from RefSeq and is a predicted model, not a curated record. Gene Ontology annotation, molecular function: protein kinase activity; ATP binding; protein binding.